This is a messenger RNA of Triticum dicoccoides, 1665 nucleotides long. RefSeq names its product B3 domain-containing protein Os02g0683500-like. Lineage: Eukaryota; Viridiplantae; Streptophyta; Magnoliopsida; Poales; Poaceae. The transcript has a single exon. Bases 214 to 1428 code for a protein of 404 amino acids. Gene Ontology annotation, molecular function: DNA binding; DNA-binding transcription factor activity. The record is from RefSeq and is a predicted model, not a curated record.
GGUCAAAAUCCUUCGCGUACACACCCACGCGUAUUACCAUGUAUACAUAGCCUCGCCCCCGGCCCGUACGCGACUGCGAUAGAUCCCCCAACCCUCCCCGCCCACCCGCCCGCCCUCCGCCCCGCCGCCUCUCCCCAUCCACCCCAGCAGCCCAGCGGAAACGCACACUGGAACGCCGAGGGAUCCACGAGCCGGGCCGCGCUGCGAGGAGCCAUGGAGUUCACCGCCGCGUCCAGCAGCAGCAGGCUGUCGAAAGAGGGGGACGAGGAGGAGGAGGGGGAGGAGAUGGAGGAGGAGGAGGCCUCCCCGCGUGAGAUCCCCUUCAUGACGGCCAUGACGGCGGCCGCCUCGUCCUCCUCCCCGACGUCCGCGUCCGCAUCUUCUUCAGCGGCGGCGGCCUCCGCGUCGGCGUCUGGGUCGGGCUCUCCCUUCCGCUCGAGCGACGGCGCUGGGGCGUCUGGGAGCGGGGCGGGCGGCGGCGACGUGGAGGUGAUCGACAAGGAGCACAUGUUCGACAAGGUGGUCACGCCGAGCGACGUGGGCAAGCUCAACCGGCUGGUGAUCCCCAAGCAGCACGCCGAGAAGUACUUCCCUCUGGACGCGGCGGCCAACGAGAAGGGCCUGCUGCUCAGCUUCGAGGACCGCGGGGGCAAGCUCUGGCGCUUCCGCUACUCCUACUGGAACAGCAGCCAGAGCUACGUCAUGACCAAGGGCUGGAGCCGCUUCGUCAAGGAGAAGCGCCUCGACGCCGGGGACACCGUCUCCUUCUGCCGCGGCGCCGCCGACGCCACGCGCGACCGCCUCUUCAUCGACUGGAAGCGCCGCGCCGAACUCCGCGACCCGCACCGCCUCGCGCGCCUGCCCAUGCCCAUGCCCACCUCCUCUCCCUACGGCCCGUGGGGCGCCGGACCGGGCGGUUUCUUCAUGCCGCCCGCGCCUCCAGCCACCCUCUACGAGCACCACCGCCUCCGCCAGGGCUUUGACUUCCGCAGCAUCAGUCCCGCCGCUCCGCCGAGGCCGCAGGUGCUCUACUUCGGCUCCGCGGGAAUUUUCCCGCACGCGACCAUGCCGCCUCCGCAGCCGCAACCUCCGCUGCACAUUGCGGUGCAACCGAGCCCGCCGGUCACGGUCGGCAUGCCCAUGGUCCUCGAUUCGACGCCACUCGUCAACAGCCCGACGGCGGCCGCGAAGCGCGUGCGGCUGUUCGGAGUCAACCUCGACAACCCGCACACCCACGGCGGCGAGUCAAGCAACGAUGCCAACGCAUUGUCGCUGCGGAUGCCGGGAUGGCAAAGGCCGACACCGUUUAGGUCGCUGGAAUUGCCCCAGCACGGUGCAGCCGGAGCGGAGUCGUCUGCGGCCUCGUCGCCGUCGUCAUCAUCAUCCUCCAAGAGAGAAGCGCAUUCCUCCUUGGAUCUCGAUCUGUGAAGGAUAUUUGGUGAGCUCGAUCGGGAGCGUGCCCAAGGAAAGUUCAACAAUUCCUUCUUCAGUUUGUCACCUUCCUUUUCUUCCUCUCCACCUUUUGCGGUUCCGUUAUAACAUUGAUAGAAGCCAGCAUUUAACAUUUCAUUUUCGUUUUCGUUUUGGCCAAUCAAAUUCUUGGGUGUUGGUUUGAGAAUUAUUAAUAUAUAGAGAGAAACUAGCGAAUCAAUCAAUUCUUCAUGA